Prorocentrum cordatum is the source of this 1039-nucleotide messenger RNA. The record is from the annotation of a GenBank genome assembly. NCBI's taxonomy places the organism in Eukaryota, Dinophyceae, Prorocentrales, Prorocentraceae.
AGGGACAGCCAGGACCCGAUCCUUCGCGCCGUGGCCGAGCUCAUCAAACACCCGAAGGUCCCGCUGGCCAAGGUGGUCCUCAGCAACUGCAAGCUCAACAGCGAGGACGCGCUCGAUGUACAGGUAGCGGGCCUCGGGUUCAUGAUCCGGGCCUUGCAGGAGAACUCGCGCCUGCCGGAGGGCUUCCAGCUGAAGGAGCUCGACCUCAGCGACAACGAGUUGGCCUGUGCCGUGAGGUACAGGGCCGAGAAGAGGAGGCAGGAGGACAAGCCCAUCCAGGAUUUGUUGAUGAUGGUGCAGACGAUUUCGCUCCAGGGUAACGAGAUUGGUUUCCAAGACCUCGGCGGGUUGCUUCCCUCACUCACGGCGGACGCAAAGGUCAGAGACAUCAAGCUAGGGGACAACAUCCUGGACGACACUGGCGCUGUCGAACUCGCCACCGAACUGAGCUACAACCGCGAGCUGCGCAAGCUGGACCUACGGAACGCCACCCUGUCGUCCAAGGGCAUUUUCGCAUUGACGAACUGCUUCACGCCGAACCACAAACUCACGCACCUCAACCUGAGCUUCAACAACGUCGGCGCCGACGGCGCCUCGGCCAUCGCUCACAUGGUGAGCAUUUACCCCCAGCUGACCUCACUGGACGUGACCUCCGCGGAGAUCCCGUCGAAGGGCGUGCAGGAGAUCAUGAAGGCCUUGAUGACGUCGCCCUGCCAGCUGCAUACGCUCAAGAUCGGCGACAACGUGCUCGACAACAAGGCGGGGGAGGAGGUGGCACAGUUCCUGAGCUCGCGCUCCUCCAGCAGGGAGUGCCUCAGGGCGCUGGACCUCGGCUCCCGCUCUGCAUUCACGCCCGGCUUCGAGGCCUGCGACCUGCUGAAGAACUGCAGGGCCCGGCUGCAGGAGCUGGUCUUCCGCGGGGAGAACCUGGAGCUCGAGGACCGCUGUAAGUUCAUCUUCGUGGGGUGCAGGCAGUGUUCGGACUUGGCCAGCCUCGACGCGGGCCUGAUCAAGAUCGACAUGAAAGAGGGCUCGAGGC